This is a messenger RNA of Eremomyces bilateralis CBS 781.70, 2622 nucleotides long. RefSeq names its product DNA repair exonuclease. The record is from RefSeq and is a predicted model, not a curated record. The transcript has 7 exons. Bases 180 to 2411 code for a protein of 743 amino acids. Gene Ontology annotation, cellular component: Mre11 complex; nucleus. Lineage: Eukaryota; Fungi; Ascomycota; Dothideomycetes; Eremomycetales; Eremomycetaceae. Gene Ontology annotation, biological process: telomere maintenance; double-strand break repair via homologous recombination; meiotic DNA double-strand break formation. Gene Ontology annotation, molecular function: 3'-5'-DNA exonuclease activity; DNA endonuclease activity; manganese ion binding.
CGCGCUGGUGUUGAAUGUCGCGUUUGUAGUUUAAGAGCAGGGGAAUUGACGGGAUCGAAGUCGAUAUGAACAUUGAACGGACACUGUUGAUAGAAUUCUGAGAUUUAUUCGAACAAGAGGGAAGUUGGUGUCGAAUUGGACGAGACGCCUCAAUUCGUCUCAGCGGAACCGCGACAACUAUGCCAGCCAGGGCAGUACAACAGGAAGCCUCCGAGGCGGACACCAUCCGCAUCCUCAUCUCCACCGACAACCAUGUCGGCUACAACGAGCGCGACUCGAUCCGCGGCGACGACAGCUGGAAGUCGUUCCACGAGGUCAUGUGUCUCGCGAAGGACCAUGACGUGGAUAUGAUUCUGCUGGCGGGGGACUUGUUCCAUGACAAUAACCCGUCGCGGAAGGCGAUGUAUCAGGUCAUGCGAUCGUUAAGGAUGGCGUGUCUGGGUGACAAGCCAUGUGAGUUGGAGAUGCUGAGCGAUGCGAGUGAGAAUUUCCAUGGAGCGUUCAAUCAUGUCAACUAUGAGGACCCGGAUAUCAAUGUUGGCAUCCCAGUGUUUUCCAUACACGGGAACCACGACGAUCCAUCAGGACACGGGCAUAUGUCUGCCCUUGAUCUGCUUCAAGUUGCGGGUCUAGUCAACUACUACGGCAGGACCCCCGAGGCGGACAAUAUCACCAUCAAGCCUGUCCUGCUACAAAAAGGGCGCACGAAACUUGCCCUCUAUGGAAUGAGCAAUGUCCGCGAUGAACGGCUGUUCCGUACUUUUCGAGACGGCAAAGUCAAGUUCUUUCAGCCAAGCACCCAGAAGAAUGAGUGGUUCAACCUGAUGAGUGUGCAUCAGAACCACCAUGCCUAUACGGAUACUGGCUAUCUCCCUGAGUCCUUCCUCCCUGACUUCCUUGACCUGGUCAUCUGGGGACAUGAGCACGAAUGUCUCAUCGACCCAAACUACAACCCCGAACAGAACUUUCAUGUCAUGCAACCCGGCUCGUCCGUUGCGACCUCCUUAGUCCCAGGAGAAGCCGUGACGAAGCAAGUUACCAUCCUGUCCGUUACAGGCAAACAGUUUCAGUCGGAGCCAAUCAGGCUCAAAUCCGUCCGGCCAUUCGUCAUGAAAGAAGUUAUCCUGGCCGAUGAGAGGGCCAUGAAGAAUGUCUGGAAGAAAGACGAUAACCGGCAGGAAAUUACCCGGUAUCUCUCUACCAUUGUCGAGACGCUCAUCGAUCAAGCGAACUCCGAGUGGUUAGCUGCGCAGGAUGAAGAUUAUGAUGAGGAGGACCAGCCUCAGCCCUUGCCACUGAUCCGUCUUCGCGUGGAAUAUACCGCUCCGGAAGGAGGCCGUUUCGAUGUUGAGAACCCGCAGCGAUUCUCCAAUCGAUUUGUAGGGAAGGUGGCCAAUGUGAACGACGUCGUACAGUUUCACCGGAAGAAGGCUACGGCACGAAGAAACAAAGAUGGCGUUGAGCUACCGGAAGCGUCCGUUCUCUCGGCUCUAUCACUUGAUUCGGUGAAAGUCGAGAAACUCGUCAAGGAAUUCCUUACGGCGCAGUCUUUGACCAUCCUCCCACAAAACUCAUUUGGAGAUGCAGUCAGUCAAUUCGUUGAUAAGGACGACAAGCAUGCAAUGGAGACUUUCGUCAACGAAAGCCUUGCGAAUCAGUUGAAGCAUUUGCUUACCUCGGCCGAGAACGUGGAAGAAGAUGAUUUGACAGAGGCGAUGGAUGUGUAUCGGGCAAAGCUUGAGGAGCUAUUUUCGAAGGGGCACUUGAAGAAACGGUCGAGGAUCAGAUAUCGACCGAAGCCAACGGGCUGGGACUCAGAUAUGGAUGGAGAAUGGGAAGAUCAACCGGCAGCAAUCAUGCGGUCCGAAGAUGAACAGGAGGAAGAUGACGAUGACCUUGCCUCUGCUCCACCACGACAAUCCACCUCUGCGCGUGGUCGAGGCCGCGGUCGUGGUCGUGGCGGAAUGGCGGCCAGCAGCCGCUCCACCGCCGCGGCCAAGAAGGCUCCUGCCAAAAAGGUUCCUGCCAAGUCUUCCCGCUCCACCCGCCGUCCCGCUAUUGAGGAAAAAGAAGACGACGAAGACGAAGACGUGGUCAUGCUCGACGAUGAUGAGGAGGAUGAGGAGUCCGAAGAAGAGGGUCUCUUCGUUCGGCGCUCCAAGACCGCGCCAGAGAAUCCUACUAGAAAGUCAACGGCAAGGAAACCGGCACCGGCGGCCGCGAGAGGAGCGAAGAAGACGGCGACGACGACGAGGCAGUCGACAUUGAGUUUCUCGCAACGAGGAGCGUCGCAGAAACCUGCACCAGCGAAUACGAGGGGAAGGAAAGCGAUUGAAGUUAGUGACGAUGAGAUUUCGGACGAUUCAGAUGACUUUGAUCCUCCGAUGGCAAGAACAAGGGCUCGGCGUUAGAGCCGAGAUUUGAGAGGGUGUUGGCGAUGUGGAGUUUUCGAUCCAGCACGAUGUAGAGAUGAGGGAAGAGCGAGGGCAGUCGGAUAAAGCUCCCUUCAGCUUAGCGCGAGGCGUCACGGAGCACUUUCUUUGUAUGCUGUCGAUGCAUACUUUCUGCAGAUACCCAUCCUUCCCCUGUCUAUAGGCGGAUAUAUAACAAACAUUCCGAUUC